AACUCUCGCAGUUGCACAUAUAUGGGGUGUACUCUACCAGACGUAGGACACUUCAUCAUCCUCACUCUCUGGAAGGAUUUCCUCCUCCACCAAAACAUGACUAUCCAGUGUACCAGGGAUGGCCAGUUUGUGGUGGUGGUUGCCAGGGAUGCCACUCUGCCCAACCUGGAGCUAGAUUCUAUCAGCCUGCUAGGGGGGAACGGAGCCCACUGCACCCCUGUCGGCAUCACUUCUGCUUUUGCCAUCUACCAAUUCAAAGUCACUGAAUGUGGAACUGUCAUGACGGAGGAACCUGGUACUAUUUUCUAUGAGAACAGGAUGUCCUCCUCAUAUAUAGUGGGGAUGGGACCCAUCGGCGCCAUCACCAGGGGCAGCCAAUUUAAUCUAAUAUUCCAGUGCAGAUAUAGCGGCAUUGUGAUUGAGGCUCUUGUGAUUGACGUGAAGCAGGUGCCUCCCCCAAUUCUUCUACCAGCUCCUGGACCCCUCAGAGUUGAGCUCAGACUGGCCAAUGGAAUAUGCCUCACCAAGGGAUGUAAGGAAGAGGAGGCGGCCUACACCUCUUACUACACGGAGGCAGACUACCCUAUCACCAAGUUCCUCAGGGAUCCUGUGUACGCUGAGGUUCGCAUCCUGGAGAGGACAGAUCCCAACAUUGUGCUGACCCUGGGUCGCUGCUGGGCCACCACAACCCCCGACCCUCUCAGCCUACCCCAGUGGAACCUUAUAAUUUAUGGAUGUCCAUACAAGGAUGACCGGUACCUGACCAUGCCCAUCCCUGUGGAAGCCUCCUCUGGUCUGUCCUUCCCAACCCACUACAGGCGCUUCGUCCUCAAGAUGUUCACCUUUGUGGAUCCGACAUCUAUGUCCCCCCUGAGGGAGAGGGUAUGA
Salvelinus namaycush (lake trout) is the source of this 888-nucleotide messenger RNA. Its product is annotated as zona pellucida sperm-binding protein 4-like. Gene Ontology annotation, molecular function: acrosin binding; structural constituent of egg coat. The transcript has 6 exons. Lineage: Eukaryota; Metazoa; Chordata; Actinopteri; Salmoniformes; Salmonidae. The coding region runs from base 22 to 888 and encodes 288 amino acids. Gene Ontology annotation, cellular component: egg coat. The record is from RefSeq and is a predicted model, not a curated record. Gene Ontology annotation, biological process: binding of sperm to zona pellucida; prevention of polyspermy.